AAAUUAAAUAUUGAUUCCCAAAGACUACCUAAAAGUAUUUAAAAACGGAGGAAUUACUAUAGAUUUAAACUUUUGGUUACCAGUCGGAAAAGAGAGAGGGUAAAAAAAAAAAAAAAGAAAAGAAAAAGAUAUGAUUAUUGGGCUAGUUUGAUGGACUGAAACAUUUUGAACGGACUAAAUGAGUAAUUGGGUUUACAGUCGAGCCAUUUAAUCUGCAGUUUAGUGGAGAAGAAAUUAGGCCCACUAAAAUAAGCAAAACUUGCAAUCUCCUCUUUGGCAAAGCUUCUCUCUGUCGUCGCUCUAAAUUAAAUUCUCUGACGCAUUAACGCAAACACUUACCAGGCAAAGCAUUCAAACACAAUCUUCAGAGAAGAUGCAGAGUAUAAAGAGCUCUAUUUUGAGGCAUUUUAGACUUCAUGCUUCCUUCAGGACUUGGUCAUUUAAUGAAAAUGCAAGUCUACUGAACAUAUUCAACAGGCAACUGUGUACUACUACGGGUUACAGCGAUGACCAGAUAAUGGAUCGAGUGAUUGGCUUGGUGAAGAAGUUCAAUAAAACUGACACCACCAAGGUAACUGAAACAACUAAUUUCCAAAAGGAUCUAUGCUUGGACAGCUUGGAGAGAGUAGAGCUUGUUAUGGCCUUCGAGCAGGAAUUCUCCAUUGAGAUUCCUGAGGAAAAAGCUGAUAAGCUUACUUGCUGUGCUGAUGUUGCCAAGUAUAUUUUAGAUGAAACAAAGCAAAGUGCUGCCCAGAAUAACUGAAAUUUACCAGGUAUUGAUGAUGGAAUCUUAUAGUCAUACUAGAUGCUAUCUAAUAUUCUAAUUUGUAUUGACUUGGGAAGUUCUCUUUGAUUCUCUAAAACUCAUACGAAGUAUAUGCAAGUUUUUUUUUCUCCAGCACUAAAUUGAGUUUCUUUCCU
This is a messenger RNA of Chenopodium quinoa (quinoa), 921 nucleotides long. Its product is annotated as acyl carrier protein 3, mitochondrial-like. Lineage: Eukaryota; Viridiplantae; Streptophyta; Magnoliopsida; Caryophyllales; Amaranthaceae. Gene Ontology annotation, biological process: fatty acid biosynthetic process. The transcript is spliced from 3 exons. Gene Ontology annotation, molecular function: acyl carrier activity; acyl binding. Gene Ontology annotation, cellular component: mitochondrion. Bases 374 to 763 code for a protein of 129 amino acids. The record is from RefSeq and is a predicted model, not a curated record.